UUUUAUUUACACAAAGGAGCAGAGAAAGUGAGUAGAGCUCGCUCCGGCAGAAGAUGGGCGGAAAAGGGAAGCAACGGUGGUGGAGAUUAUCCGAUCGGAGAUGGCUUUCAUAUAAAUACGACCAGGAAGACACGCCCCGCGAAUUCCUUUGCCCCGUUUUGGGCCGAUUGAUGUUUGAUCCUGUCGUGGUUUCCUCCGGCCACACCUUCGACCGCACUUCUGUUCAGGUUUGCAAAGAUUUGGGCUUCCGCCCCCAGCUCCCCGACGACCGCACCCCUGAUUUCUCCGCCGUUAUUCCAAAUAUGGCUCUCAGAGCCGCGAUUCUCAACUGGUGCGACAAGUCUGGCGCCACCAAACCCCUCCCGCCGGACUAUUACGCCGUCGAGUCCACUGUUCGAGCCCUGAUGACUGAUUCGGGUCGUGCUGCUGAGGAUCCCGGAUUCCGGGUCUCGGAGAAGGAACUGCUCAGAGCCGUUUCGGAUCACCCUCCGGCGCCGCUUUCCCGGGCCUCUUCGGAGUUGAAUCAGAGGUAUAACCACAAUCUCUACUAUUCCAUGAGCUCCGAAGAGUCUGUGAUUGCCAAUUCCCCGCCUCUGCCCGCGUGUUUAUCCUCCCCGACGUCCCUAUCGAAUUCGUCGGAGAUCAUUUCAGACGAAGCUCCGUCCUCCGCCUCCAAUUCGUCAUCCUCGUUGUCGGGUGAUGAAUACUAUGUCGCGCAGUUCGAGAAAUUGGAUUCAUUUGACCAAGAACAAGCAGUGAUUGAGCUGAGAAAGGCGACCAGGACAAACGAGGAAGCUAGGGUUUCCCUCUGCACUUCGCGGCUUUUAUCGGCGCUGAAGCCGCUUGUGGUGUCCAGAUACGCCGGGAUUCAGCCCAACGCCACAGCCGCGCUGGUGAACCUCUCGCUUGCUAAAGUCAACAAGUUGAAGAUCGUUCGAGCCGGGUUCCUCCCCCUGCUGAUUGAUGUUCUGAAGGGCGGGUUCGAGGAGUCGCAGGAGCACGCCGCCGGGGUGAUUUUCAGUCUGUCGCUCGAGGACGACAACAAGACUGCCAUCGGUGUGUUGGGCGCGUUGCAGCCGCUCUUGCACGCCCUCAGGACGGGGACAGAGCGGACUCGCUGCGACUCGGCGCUGGCGCUUUACCAUCUGACCCUGGUGCAGAGCAACCGGUCGAAGCUGAUAAAGAUGGGAGCUGCUGCGGCGCUGGUGGGGAUGCUGAACGGGGGCGAAUUGGCCAGUAUAGUGGUUCUGGUGGUGUGUAAUUUGGCGGCGUGUGCCGAGGGGAAGGCGGCUCUGCUGGACGCCCAGGCGGUGGAGACGGUGGUGGGGUUGCUUAGGCACGGCAGCGAGUUGGAUGAGGCCACGCAGGAGAAUUGCCUGGCGGCUCUGUACUCACUGAGUCAGGGGUGCCUGAGGUUCAAGGGAAUGGCCAGAAACGCAAUGGUGGCGGAGGUGUUGCAGGGUGUGUCGGAGAGAGGGAGCGAGCGGGCUAAGGAGAAGGCCAAGAGGCUGUUGGAAGUGCUUGGAGCCGGAAACGAGGACGAGAUGGUCAGCAGCGAAGAAGAAGAAGAAGAAGAAGAGUUGGAGGUGGGUCUGAGCCGGCCUCGGCACCGAGCUGGAAAAGGCCAUCUCGGUGCUGAGUGAACCGAGUUGUGAAGGCCAUUGAUGAGGAUGAUUGGUAAAGAGGUGUGUUUGUGGUAAUUUAGUGAACCUUUACUUCUUUAUCCAGUUUAUUGAAUUUAGUGUGUUUUUUGGUCAAAAGAAAACUAAAACUUCUUUCUUUUGCUGUUAGCGGAGUAUAUAUAUUUACCACUACUCCUGUUUUGCUUGGAACUUACCUGCAUCUACCUCUAUGUAAACCAGUUAAGGAUAUAUUCUUUGGGCAGGAGACUGGUAGUAG
Messenger RNA from Cuscuta campestris, 1899 nucleotides. NCBI's taxonomy places the organism in Eukaryota, Viridiplantae, Streptophyta, Magnoliopsida, Solanales, Convolvulaceae. The record is from the annotation of a GenBank genome assembly.